AUACACCCUCAUUCGCAGAGGGCUCCCACAGACACACACAUAUACACACACACACACAUAUGCUCUCACAUACACACUCACAGCUGUUGAUACUUCUAUCCCUCUCUGAUGAACGCUGGGGCAGCCGAGGAGCAGAGCCCACAGGAAUCUGGGAGAAUCUGCUGUCUGCUGGCAGCGCGACCAAAAAGCAUCUAUAUGGAAAAUCUGGACAGACAAGUGAACCAACUGGUUUUCUGAUCGCAGCCUGGCUCUCACUUUCUGUCGUUCAUAUCCCGCUCUUUCUCUCUCUCGUCUUCCCCGGCUUCUCUCUGGGACCCAGUGUUGGAAUUUGAGCACAGACAGCGAGCAACAGAGAAAAAUAGAGACAUGUGUUUUGCCUCUGCCGCCUACUACGACUGCCUGUUCUCUCCCAUUCACUGACCGAGGAGGAAAUAGAAGGUGAAAGGUAAGAGCGGCAACCAUAGAGCGAGUGAGUGAGGCGAAGCAGGCAUGAGUGCGGACAGCCAUCAGGAGGUGGUAACUACCCCUCCCCCGCCCAGUGGAGGCACUAAGGAGCGCUACUUCGACCGGGUCAACGUCAACGAUCCGGAGUACAUCAGGGCCAGGAACAUGUCACCUGACCUCCGGCAGGACUUCAAUGUUCUGGAGCAGAAGAAACGUGUCACACAGAUCUUACAGAGCCCCGCCUUCAAGGAGGAGUUGGAGAGCCUGAUCCAGGAGCAGCAGCGCAAGGGGAACAACCCCACUGGCCUACUGGCCCUCAGACAGAUCGCUGACUUCUUCAUGGCCAGCUCAGUGGCAGGCUUCAACACCUCCCCCCUCAGUCUGGGGAUGGUCACUCCCAUCAACGAUAUGUACGGAGUGGAAACCACCACGAUGGUGAAAGGCGAGAAGCUGACGCGCUGUAAACUGGCCAGCCUUUACAGACUGGUGGACCUGUUCAGCUGGGCCCACUUCGCCAAUUCCUACAUCACAGCUCGAGUCAGUAAGGAGCAAGACCACAUCCUUAUCAUCCCCAGAGGACUGUCAUUCGCUGAGGCGUCUGCAUCAAACCUGGUGAAGGUCAACAUCAUCGGGGAGGUGAUCGAACAGGGCUCCACCAACCUGAGGAUUGACCCUGCAGGUUUCAGCCCCCACGCUGCAAUCUACUCCAUGCGUCCAGACAUCCGCUGCAUCAUACAUGUGCACACUCCUGCCACGGCUGCUGUGUCAUCAAUGAAGUGUGGCAUCCUGCCCAUUUCCCAGGAGGCCUUGAUCCUGGGUGAUAUUGCCUACUACAACUACCAGGGCAGCCUGGAUGACCAGGAAGAGCGCAGAGAGCUGCAGAAGGCCCUGGGACCUACGACAAAGGUUUUGGUGCUGAGGAAUCAUGGCGUGGUUGCUCUCGGGGAGACCAUCGAAGAGGCCUUUCACUACAUAUACAAUGCCCAGUAUGCCUGCGAAAUCCAGGUGAAUGCCAUCUCGUGUGCCGGUGGCGUGGACAACUUGAUAGUGCUGGACCAGGAGAAGUAUAAAUCACGAGUGUUCGCCGUGGCCACAGCCGCUGCUGUCAACAUGGGUGGCCAGUACAAGUGGAAGGUUGGCGAGCUGGAGUUUGAGUCUCUGAUGAGGAUGCUGGAUAACCUGGGCUACAGGACAGGUCACACUUACAGGCACCCUAUCGUGCGAGAGAAGCCGAGGCACAAGAGUGACGUGGAGAUCCCCGCCACGGUCUCUGCAUUUAUGUUCGAGGAGGAAGGGGACGGAGGUGCCACACGUCUGCCCUUCAAGUUCCUGCAGCAGCGGCAGCAGAGGGAGAAGACGCGCUGGCUCAACUCGCCCAACAGCUACACCAAGGUCAGCGUAGAGGGCGGAGAGGAGCGCUACAACAGCCGGACAACCACGUGGAUGAAGGCGGAGGAGACGGGAACCCCGAUCCGGAUUGAGGACCCCAAUCAGUUUGUCCCUCUCAACACAAACCCCAGUGAGGUGCUGGAGAAGAGGAACAAAAUCAGAGAGCAGAACCGGUUUGAUGUGAUGACGUCGGGGCCACGCUCUCAGCACCUCGCAGGCAUCCCUGUUGAUCCACCUCGACGGCCAUACGUGCCCACAGAGGAGGAGCAGAUGGCUCCCCUGCCUCCCAACCCCUUCAGUGAGCUGUUAGAGAAGGACAAGGAGGAGUACCGCAAGAACAUGGAGAGGAGGCAACUGGGCCUCAGUGAUGGAGAGCACGAGCUAACCUCCGACGACGGCUCCACUCUCUCUCAGUCUCUGUCUCUCACCCAGUCCCCGCAAAGCACUCCAGCUAAAGAAGAGAACCACACGGGCCUGAUGAACGGCAAAGACAACCACGGCAACGUGGACGAGGAGCUGUCCAAGCGCGUCAGCCAGCUGACCACCAGCGUGGAGAGCGUGGAGAUCACGGUGCGCUCCAGCGAGAAGAUCGAGGAGGCACUCUCCCCCGAGAGCUCGCCCUCCAAGUCGCCCAACACUAAGAAAAAGAAGAAGUUCCGCACCCCGUCCUUCCUGAAGAAGAACAAAAAGAAAGAGAAGACAGAGGCUUGAGAGCAGGCAGGCAGCAGGGGCAAGGCAUGCAGGAAGACCGUCUGCGCAGAAGAAGAAAGAGUGGCGGCAGCCACCUUUUCUGUUUAAUGUCUGUGUUUUUAUUUUGUCUCUCUUUUCAAUGCCCUUUUUUGUUUUGUUUUAAUUUUAUUUGAAUUUUUUUAACAAAAGUUUUUAUGUACAAAUGGCAGAAGAACAGAUAGCAUAAAAAAUGAAUUGGUUUGUAACACAAAAAAUGUCUCUCCUUCUGCAAAAGAACGGGAUGGGUAUGUGGGUCCACAAUUAAAAGUCUCUGCAGAUGUAGGCUGACCUAGGUAGGUGUUGGGUGUCUAUAUGCCAGAUACAGCUGUGCAGUACUCUAACAGGGCUCCUCGGAAGCAUGAAAGUGUCAUGUGAGGCCAUUUAGAUCCUGAAUAACUGGCUCCUCCUGUGUUGUUUCCCAGGCUGAAAACAGAACUUGAAACCACUUUGAGUAUUUCCUCUCAAAAUCCAGUUUUAUUAAAUGAUUGGAUUGCAACACGAGUGUUGUAAAGCUGCACAAGUUGAAGCGAAACCUUUUUUCUCUCUGUCAAGUCUCCCUCAGGCUUUCCAAGUUUUGUUUUUUCGUUCUGGUCUGCAUAGGGAACUGAGAGGCCACAUGAAAUUUGAAGUCACACUGGAAAACUGGUCUCAGAAAAACAGCCACAGGGUUUGUGUUGAUUUAUUUGCUGUGAGAGAAGUUUUCUCUCUGCCUCUCACACUCUUCAAGUUUCUCUAAGUACAGGCUUCUGAUACAAACCUUCUCUUCAGCUGAUUGUGGUUGAACUACAGAUGAGUUAAAGGGUUAAUGGACUGGACGAGAUAGCGAGGAUGAAAGCUGUUGGUCCAUCACAACUAAGUUGACGUUAUCUCAAAGAGUCACUGACUCACUCAGAAUAUUUAUGUAGCAUUUUAAUAUCUUCUCCUCUUCAUCUCAAUUGGUUUUUUCGCCAAACUAAAUGGAAGAAAAGAAGAAACAAUCUCAUUUUAGUAUGUCGUCACUGUUUGUGUCUAGUUUGUCAUCUCAUGAAAUUUUAUCUUUUUUUUUAUUGAACACAAAUUUGGUAUUAGUCAACUCUGUUUUGUACUCAUUUGUAAGCUUUUACAGAGAAUACAGAUGUUACGCAUGUUUUCUCUUUUUGCAAGAACUGAAUUUAUAUGGCUGACUAUGUUCUGUAGUGAUGCCUGAUUGCUCAAAUUAUAUUCUAAUCUACAGAGUACACAAAUUUACUAUAUAACACAGAUAUAUGAAAACUGGAUAUGUUGGCUAUAGAUUUUUAACUAUAUAUUUUUUAUUUUAUUGUGCUGCACUUUUCUUGUGGUAUAUAACACAUUUUAGUUGCAGGUGGUUACACCAGUGAAGGAGAUUGUGAAGUAUAUGGUAAAAGUUGUGCAAGUAGAAAGCAAGGCAUGGCGUUGUGGAGAAAGGUCAGGACCCAGAAAGUGAGUCGAAUGAAGAAAGGAAGAAUAAUCUUUCAUUGGUGUCACACAUGAGAAAUGAUCUCUACUUCUCAACUCAACAAAAAUUUUUAAAACAGGAAGUGUAGUGCUGAUACAUACAUGUCGAACUAUCUGCAGUCGCCAGCUGAAAUGAGAAUCACGGCUCGUGGAGUGUGGAGCGGUGACAUCUUUUGUUUGGUGUGUUUGUGUGUGUGUGUUUUUAAAGCCAUAUUGUAAUUUUUUUUUCCUCCAUUGUUUUUAAUGAUGAGACAAGGGUUGCGAUUCUCGUCUGCCUGCUAGGCCGUCAAGGACCCUAACAGGACCUCUGUUAAAUCACCCCAGUGACUGCAUUGACACCCUCAGGCCCCCAAAAACUCAACUUUAUUUUAUUUUUAUUUUUUUCUCCGUAGCUACAUCCACAGCAGCUACACUUCCUCACUUAAUUUGCCAUUUAUUUCCUUCUGAAACUGGAACAUUAUAAGGAGGUCAUAUGGACAUUUUAUUUUUAUUUGAUCGCUCUGCGAGCCCGGUCAUCAUUUCAGCUUCUAAAGCCUCCCCUCAUGUAAUUUCUCUAGUAAACGCGAUCGUGUUGUAACUGUCAGAUGACCCACAGUUGAACUCUGCAAAGCCAAAGUGUGAUGGGUUGCCACAUAUCCUCCCCCCGCAGUUUAACCAGAUGUACCAAUAUCCCAGCUAGCAAUGUGAAGUAUUGGAUUUGGAGGGAGGGAGGGCGGGUUUGGGGACACAUCUUUAGCUGUGUUAAACGAUACCUUUUGGCUUUGGGCAAAGAGCCGAGGUCACACAACUGAAAGAUGGAGAAAAGAGGUGUGAGUUUGGAAAUGGAAGUGCAUAUGUGUGUGUAGUCGAGAGGGGCAGGGGGUAAGGACAACCUGACACUAACGCACCAUGUUUUUAUCACUCAGACUGUCUUUUUUCUUUCAUACCAUCUCUCCUGGAAAGUUCUAUUUUUUUCAUCCUCCAUUUGUAUCGCAGUACGCUUUCUCUUUUCUUUUAGUUUGCAGAGAGCACUAGGCUUUUUUUAUUAACCAUUUCAAGAGCAUACAUUGCUCCCAGAUGAACUGAAUGUGCAUUGCAUCCUUUUUAUUUUCUCCUCUUUUGUUUCCGACUGUUUGCACCUUGCUUUACUAAUGCCUCUCUAUCCACCUUUUUUUUCUGUUUUUAAAAAAAGAAUGAGUUUUGCUUUGGCAUGCCAGAAUGAGCCAAGCUACUUUGUGACCUGUGAAAAUCCUAUAUAAAUGGUUAUCUAAUGGAGUUGCUUUUAGAUGUAUUGCUAAUCAGUGUAAAUUCACAAAUAAAACUGUAUUUUAAGAAA
Messenger RNA from Morone saxatilis (striped sea-bass), 5332 nucleotides. RefSeq names its product adducin 3 (gamma) a (gene add3a). The coding region runs from base 490 to 2544 and encodes 684 amino acids. The transcript has 15 exons. Gene Ontology annotation, biological process: barbed-end actin filament capping. The record is from RefSeq and is a predicted model, not a curated record. Gene Ontology annotation, cellular component: cytoskeleton; plasma membrane; postsynaptic density. NCBI's taxonomy places the organism in Eukaryota, Metazoa, Chordata, Actinopteri, Moronidae. Gene Ontology annotation, molecular function: actin filament binding.